CGCCACAAGUAUCACGGGCGACGAGCAAGGUUUCCUUCCACUCCAGUUCCGACCAUCCCUGACGAGUAUUCGAUCAAACUCGCACGAUUUUUUGGGGACCAGUUUGCCAAGAUGGCCGUUGCAUCGGUCCAAGACCGGACUGCCGAGUUCAAAUCGGUAUUGGCCCAGGCCCAGAAGCGACAAGCAAACGCGAAAGCUAGCGCGCAACGGCGCUCCCUCCUCACCGAUGCGCAAAAGGCAGACGCGAACGGCGCGCCACCCAGGAGGUCGGAGUUUGCGCGCAGGGCCGCGGAGAUUGGGCGCGGAAUAGCAGCGACCAUGGGGAAACUGGAGAAGUUGGCGCAGCUGGCCAAGAGGAAGACACUGUUCGACGACAGGCCGGUCGAGAUCAACGAGCUCACCUUCAUAAUCAAGCAGGAUCUGUCAUCGCUCAACCAGCAGAUCUCAGGCCUGCAGCAGCUGUCAAGGCAACAACAUCCCAAAGCCGAUCAGGAGGGUGAGCACAACAAGAAUGUCGUUUUCCUGCUGCAAGGGAAGUUGACCGAUGUAUCGGCCAACUUCAAGGACGUGCUUGAGGUGCGGACCAAGAACAUUCAGGCAUCAAGGUCGCGCACAGAAAACUUCAUCUCCUCAGUAUCGCAGCAUGCGCAACAACCAGCUCUUCAGUCUUCGGCUAGCCCGCUCUACGGCACGCCAAAUAGGGGGACCCCGUCGCCGGGUGUGGAUUUGUUGACGCUCAACCCGCCGGGCGGGAAGGGCAUGGGAGGUGGACCGGUGGGCGACGAGCAGCUCAUGCUGAUGGAGGAGGCACAGCCACAUAACGCCUACAUCCAGCAACGAGGCGAGGCUAUUGAAGCUAUCGAAAAGACCAUUGCCGAGCUGGGUGGCAUCUUCGGGCAGCUGGCUGGCAUGGUAUCAGAGCAGAGCGAGAUGAUUCAAAGGAUAGACGCCAACACCGAAGAUGUGGUUGACAAUGUCGAGGGUGCGCAACGUGAGCUGUUGAAAUAUUGGAGCCGCGUUUCAGGUAACCGUAUGUUGAUUGCCAAGAUGUUUGGCGUUCUGAUGAUAUUCUUUCUAUUAUGGGUUCUCAUUGCGGGUUAAGGAUUUGUUUAAACAAGCAAAAAUCGAGCUUGAAAAAAGCGGCACUAUUAUGAUUUUUUGGCCCGUCGUGAGGGCGACGGGGAGACUUUUUCUUUUGUCCUUCUCACCUUCGCAAAACCUGGGGUUUGUAACACUAUCUUACUUAUUGCAUCGUCGUCGUCUUCACACCGGACCCGAAGGAAAUCGGGUACAACCUCUUCACAUAGAAAGGCCGCAUUUCCCUUUUUUUACCAAAUCUUUCAAUUUGUAUACCAUUUCUCGGAAGUACCUACUAAAAUGCCUUCUGGUCGAGCAUACAUACUAUUGUCCGCUAUCUCCCAUUGUUCAGUUUUGCCCACGUCCACACCCACUGUUCCUAUAUGCAAGUAAUUUCCUCCUAGG
Molecule: messenger RNA, 1482 nt
Organism: Pyricularia grisea
Lineage: Eukaryota; Fungi; Ascomycota; Sordariomycetes; Magnaporthales; Pyriculariaceae
Exons: 2
Biological process (GO): endoplasmic reticulum to Golgi vesicle-mediated transport; vesicle fusion; intracellular protein transport
Cellular component (GO): Golgi membrane; SNARE complex; endomembrane system
Molecular function (GO): SNARE binding; SNAP receptor activity
Source: RefSeq, a predicted model, not a curated record